AUGGUUCGCCUAACUCUGCAAGAGAAGCGAGACGAAGCUACUGACAAAUACCAUGCCCUCAUCGAAAUCAUGGAGUCUCUCAGAAGAAACCUCGACCAGGCUUACGCUCUGGUAGACCUGGUCGCCAACGAUGUCAAAACCCUCCGAGAAGACCUUGAAUCAGCAAAGGACUCGGAUGAAAAGACAUUCUUGGAGAAAGAACUUCAAAAAGACAUUGUCAAACUCAAAGAAGCCAGAAGUCGGUCCGGACAGGUCAGAAGACAACUUCGUCAGGCAAAGGAGAGAGUGGAUGAACAAAUCGACACCGUCAACCGUCUCGAAAUCGAACUCAUCAAGAAACCUUCUAUGGGCUAG
Messenger RNA from Ramularia collo-cygni, 354 nucleotides. RefSeq lists its product as uncharacterized. The coding region runs from base 1 to 354 and encodes 117 amino acids. The transcript has a single exon. NCBI's taxonomy places the organism in Eukaryota, Fungi, Ascomycota, Dothideomycetes, Mycosphaerellales, Mycosphaerellaceae. The record is from RefSeq and is a predicted model, not a curated record.